AGUUGCUCGCCGCUACUGCUCUUUCGGUACCCGUGCGCGUGCGCGUGUGAAGGCGAGUCGAGUGAGCGAGAGCGAAAGAAACAAGAGGCGGCGGCGGCUGCUGCUUCCGCUUCCGUUGCAUGUGAGGCGAGGCCGCGAGAGGAGCGCGGGCCAUGUCGAUCGCACUGGAGAGCGGGCGCGGGCUGGGCGGCGCCCCUCGGUUCGGCCGCGUCGCCCGCUGCGGCUACGCGGCUUCGCCGCCGGCGUCGGCCGGGCGUGGCGGCUCGUCUUCGGCGGGGCGGGACAGCGACAGCCCCGCGGCGGCGGCGCAGUGGGAGUGGGACGGCGAGGAGGUCGAGGGCGGCGACGGCGAGGUGCAGAGCUCGUACAAGGGCUCCCCCUUCGAGACCAUGGACGCGCUCCAGGAGGCCCUGCCCUUCAGGAAAGGGGUAUGCAAGUUCUACAAUGGAAAGUCUGGAUCUCUUGCAAAGCUUCAAGAUUCUGUAAUACCUUCUCUGCUGAAAGACCUUCCAAAGCCAGAAACACCAUCCCCUAGGAAGCGCAAAGGUCUUCUUCCGUUCAGUUUCAAAUGGGGCAAACCGCAGAAUAAAGAGGUAUUCCUCGAAGAUGAUGCAAUCAGGAGCCCCACAAACUGCAGGAGGAUGACUAUAUCGCCUGUUGCCACAAGCAGCUCAGGAAGCAACAGUGGCAGCGAUGACGAACAUAACCACUCCCAGAAGCUGUCUUCCCGUCGCCCACACAGAAGGCCCAGCAAUGCCAUGGGUGUUUUUGCUUCUCCGCCUGCACCUCGUCCACCCCAGCAGUUCUCAGCUCUCAUGAGAUCUCAGUCAAUGCUUGAUCUGCAGGAUGUGACAGACUCAACCGCCAUGGUCACUCCCAGGGACAAGCGCAUGAAGAAUUAGCAAAAGUUGAAUAGUAUCAGGGACAAGCGCAUGAAGAACUAGCAAGAGCUGAAUCUUGGUUAGUCUAAGGGGGACAAGCACUUGAAGAUUUGGCGAAACCUGAACCUUGGUGUCAGCCCAAACGCCGGUGUCCAUUUUAGACAGCAGAACCCAAUGGCUGAUGCCUACAUGCUUGCUAGGCUCCAUGCUUAGCGAGAUCGAAUGAACUCGUGUGGAUAUAGCUGGGAUUCUCCUUAUACCUGAUGUAAUGAGAAUUGAGAAAGAUACAGAUGAACUAGGCAAACUGAUGUAAGGAGUAAAUCAGUGGGCAGUGCAUUGGUUACUGUUUGACUUGUAAAUGCUGGAUUCUGCUUUUCUAUGCUAAUUCAACCAUGUUGCUCGUACUGAUCUU
Molecule: messenger RNA, 1293 nt
Organism: Sorghum bicolor (sorghum)
Lineage: Eukaryota; Viridiplantae; Streptophyta; Magnoliopsida; Poales; Poaceae
Exons: 2
Coding region: 153-902 (249 amino acids)
Source: RefSeq, a predicted model, not a curated record